Molecule: messenger RNA, 954 nt
Organism: Oldenlandia corymbosa var. corymbosa
Lineage: Eukaryota; Viridiplantae; Streptophyta; Magnoliopsida; Gentianales; Rubiaceae
Source: the annotation of a GenBank genome assembly
AUGAGGAACAGGAUGAGGAUGGUGAGAUUGAACAAUGGAGUAAAGAUGCCGGUGGUUGGUUUCGGAACGUACUCCGACGACAAUGACGGAGAGAUCACCCAGCUUGCCGUCCGACAGGCACUUAAGAUGGGGUACAGGCAUUUUGAUACCGCAAAGAUAUAUGGGUCGGAGCCGGCGUUAGGAAAAGCAUUAACAGAAGCCAUUGCUGACGGGGUGAUCCAAAGGAAAGAUGUUUUCGUGACCUCAAAAUUAUGGAGCAGUGAUCACCACGAUCCCGUUUCGGCACUUAAACAAACACUUGACGAGCUUGGUUUGGACUACAUUGACAUGUACUUGGUCCAUUGGCCCGUGAAAUUGAAACCCGGCGUCAACAACCCGGUGCCGGAGGAAUCCGAUUUCGACGAUCUAGACAUGGAGAACACUUGGUACUGGAUGGAACAAUGCCUGGCAAUGGGUUUGUGCCGGUGUAUCGGGGUCAGCAAUUUCUCCACAUCAAAGCUUCAACAACUCCUCUGUUUCGCCACCGUUCCGCCGGCGGUAAAUCAGGUGGAAAUGCACCCGAUGUGGAGGCAGAGGAAGCUCCGGGAGUUUUGCCGGAGACACCGUAUCCACGUGAGUGCUUAUUCUCCGCUGGGCGGGCCCGGAAAUUAUUGGGGAUCAACGGCGGUGGUGGGUCAUCCGGUAGUGAAAUCCAUUGCCCUGAAACACGAUGCAACUCCGGCACAAGUAGCGCUGGCACGGGGGAUGUCAAGAGGAGUGAGUGUGAUAGUGAAGAGCUUUAAUCAGAGAAGAAUGAAAGAGAACAUUGGAGCCAUUGAGGUGGAAUUGGACGAGUAUGACAUGUUGGAAAUUCAGAGGAUGGAAGAGUGGAAGAUAAUGAGGGGAGAAUUUCUCACUAAUCAAACCACAAGUCCCUAUCGGACCAUUCAAGAUCUUUGGGACGAUGAGAUUUAG